AUAAUCAUUUUGACAGUUCAGUAAGGUAAGAAAAAAAGUACAAGUACAAAAAGUACAAGAAAACCAACAAACUCAAACUCGUAUCUCCGCAGUAUUUCCUACGGUCGUGGCGAGCACUUGAACGCAGCAGGAGCGUCACCACGUCACUGUUUUCCAACAUGGCGGCGCCCCUGCCCGGUAGGUGUGGAUUCUUCGUGGAGAAAAAGAAACGCUUCUGUAAGAUGAUCGUGGCGCGAGGAAAUGUGUUCUGCGGAGAGCACGCGACUCAGGAGGAGGGCAGCUGCAGGAGGAUCGUUUGUCCUCUGGACCCCAAACACACCGUGAGUGAAGACAAGCUGGAAAAACACCUGAAGAAAUGUAACUCCAGAGAGAAGCCCAAGCCCGUUUACUAUGUGAAGAACAUAAACGCUGGACCAGCUGACGGAGACGAGACGCUCCGACAGGUGAGUCUGUGUGAUCUCAGCCGGACUCAGCUACAGUCUCUGUUGGACAAACUGAAGACAGCCGCCACAGGACUGCAGUGCGACAUUGAGGACGGUUUUCUGUCUCAUCCGGUCGUUCAGGAGGAACUGGACGACCCAAAGAAUGGAGACUCCGCCAACAAACACCUGAAGCAGCAGUCCUCUCUGUUAGGUCACAUGGAGGCGCUGGGGCUGCUGGGUAGGGGGCGGAGCUUCGUGGAGUUCGGAGCAGGUCGAGGGAAACUUUCCCACUGGAUCCACGAAGCCCUGAGGAGACGAGACCCCCUGAAGACAGGCGAGGAACAGAAGACCAGCGAGGAUCUGAAGGACCUGCAGUUCCUGCUGGUGGAGCGCAGCAGCACGCGGUUCAAGGUGGACGGGAAACAUCAGGAGGCUGGAGUUCAGUUCCAGAGGCUGCAGGUCGACAUCCAGCAUCUGGACUUAAGUAAAGUGGCGCCGCUCACCGACAGGAAGCUGCCUCUGGUCGCCGUGGGGAAACACCUGUGUGGAGCCGCGACAGAUCUGGCUCUCCGCUGUCUGCUCGACACACCGGGUACAAGAGAGGAGAGCGGACCGCCACCGAAACGCCUCAAAACAACAGAAGAAGAGGAUUCAGCAGACCCUGAUCUAGUUCCUGGUCCUGGUCCUGGUCCUGGUCCAGUUCUGGGCGUUGCCGUGGCGUUGUGCUGUCACAACCGCUGUGAGUGGCGUCACUACGUCGGGAAAGAGUUCUUCCUGCAGCGAGGAAUCGGAGCCGAAGAGUUCUCAGCGUUCUGCAGGAUGUCGAGCUGGGCCACGUGUGGAAUGAGACCGACCAAUCAGGACGCUCCAUCUCAAGAUCCGGCCAAUCAGAGAGGAGAGGAGGAAGAGCACGAACCGGCGGAGGAGAGGGACUCUGUGAGCGGGUUUCUAUCGGUGGAGGAGAGAGAGCAGGUCGGGCGUCUCUGCAAACAGCUGAUCGACGCCGGAAGAAUCCACUUCCUGCAGGAGAGAGGAUUCAACAGCAAACUGACUCGAUACGUUAGCAGUCAGGUGACUCUGGAGAACGUGCUGCUGACCGCUGUCCCCUGAACGCCUCACUGCAGAGAGACGUCCUGCUGACCGCUGUCCCCUGAACGCCUCACUGUAGAGACGUCCUGCUGACUGCUGUCCCCUGAACGCCUCACUGUAGAGAGACGUCCUGCUGACUGCUGUCCCCUGAACGCCUCACUGUAGAGACGUCCUGCUGACCGCUGUCCCCUGAACGCCUCACUGUAGAGACUCCUGAACGCCUCACUGUGGAGACACUAUCAGGGUUUUUAUUUACAGUUUAAAUGAAAAUAUGUUUUCAAACGUUUUUUAAGUUUUUAUUAAAGAGUUUUUACU
Molecule: messenger RNA, 1826 nt
Organism: Trematomus bernacchii (emerald rockcod)
Lineage: Eukaryota; Metazoa; Chordata; Actinopteri; Perciformes; Nototheniidae
Gene: trmt13
Product: tRNA methyltransferase 13 homolog
Exons: 11
Coding region: 159-1532 (457 amino acids)
Biological process (GO): tRNA methylation
Source: RefSeq, a predicted model, not a curated record